CUUAUCACUUAUCAGUUAUCACUUAAUACUUAAAGAAUAACGUUUACAUUAUUAGAUUUUGGAUAUUAUUUGGAUUUUUCAGUCAUUCACUCAAUACAUUUGAUAGUUAUUAUAAAAACUGAAUUUUGCUCCCAACAUCUUUUAUUAAUUAGUUGACUUACAUCUUCUUAUAAACUGUACGACUAUCGUCCAAACCACAAUGUCGCUGGACUCGAUUCCCAAAGAUAUGAGAUCCGCUAGAGCAUGUCUUGUGUGUUCGUUAAUUAAGUCUUUUGAUCAAUUUGAAUUUGAUGGCUGUGACAAUUGUGAUGAAUUUUUGAGAAUGAAAAAUAACCGUGAUCAUGUAUAUGAUUGUACAAGUUCAAAUUUUGAUGGAAUGGUUGCACUAAUGAGCCCUGAAGACAGCUGGGUUGCUAGAUGGCAAAAAAUCAAUAGAUUUACAAAAGGCAUUUAUGCUAUUUCUGUUGCUGGUCGAUUACCUCCAAACUUUGUAAGGGAAAUGAAGGCCAGAGGUAUACCAUAUCGUCCUAGAGAUACAACAUUCAAAUAAGUACUUUCCCUUUAUUUCAUAAGUCAUAACUCAUGUUUAUUAAAUAAAUAAAAUUUUGUAAUUCAUUUUA
This is a messenger RNA of Melanaphis sacchari, 620 nucleotides long. It is a transcript of the gene spt4, whose product is annotated as transcription elongation factor SPT4. Gene Ontology annotation, cellular component: nucleus; DSIF complex. Bases 200 to 550 code for a protein of 116 amino acids. The record is from RefSeq and is a predicted model, not a curated record. NCBI's taxonomy places the organism in Eukaryota, Metazoa, Arthropoda, Insecta, Hemiptera, Aphididae. The transcript has 4 exons. Gene Ontology annotation, biological process: mRNA processing; chromatin organization; regulation of transcription elongation by RNA polymerase II. Gene Ontology annotation, molecular function: zinc ion binding; RNA polymerase II complex binding.